GCAAAGCACGCAAAUUCACUCACAAAAAAAAUUUUUUUACGCAUUUAGGAAGUGCCUAUAAGAAUGUCGUUGGUACUGAUGACACCGCUGAAAGUUGCGUACAUUUGUUUGGCCUGGACAACAAUAAUACAACAAUCCCAAUCAUAUACGUCAAAUUCCAUAACACCGCCUAAGAAAGGGCGUCAAAAUAAUAUAUGUCGAAACCACACCGCUGGAGAAUUCGAUAGAAACCCUGAUGAUUGCCGGUCAUUCUACCUGUGUUUGGAAAAUGGACAGGCAGUGAUGGCGCCCUGCCCGCCGACUAUGCUUUUCAAUUCCGUCAGUAAACUUUGCGACACCGCCGAAAAUGUCAAUUGUAACAUUACUAUACCAAGUAGUGGCAGUAAUAACAAUAACAAUAAUAGUAAUAAUAACGGUAACACUGAUGAUGAUGACAACAGCGAAGCUUUAAGUGCUUCCCGAUAUUGUGCCUCACUGCAAACUAUGCAAAACCGCAUCGUUUUCGUUGGCAGCAAUAGUAAUUGCCAGCAAUACUUCAUAUGUUAUUAUGGGCAGGCGGUGUUGCAGGAAUGUAGUGCCAACCUACACUGGAAUAAAAAAAUUGAUAAGUGCGAUUUGCCCGAAAAAGCUGGUUGUGAGAUGUGGAACGGCGACGUCGGUAUCGGUCAAUACACAUCCGUAAACGAUAAUGGUGACCAUGCCAAUACUGUUGACGAGCUAUCAAAUGGAAGUGAAUAUGCUGCACAAUCCACAAGUGCUGAAUUAAUCAAUUGUCCAAUAUAUGGACAACAUGUAUUUCCGCAUAUGUCGCGUUAACCGAAAAUAUUUAAAUUCCUUGCAACCGUUUUUACGGUAACCACUUGGUGCGAGGGAUUUUUAAAUAGCACGAUG
Molecule: messenger RNA, 891 nt
Organism: Bactrocera latifrons
Lineage: Eukaryota; Metazoa; Arthropoda; Insecta; Diptera; Tephritidae
Product: probable serine/threonine-protein kinase DDB_G0267686
Exons: 3
Coding region: 64-816 (250 amino acids)
Cellular component (GO): extracellular region
Molecular function (GO): chitin binding
Source: RefSeq, a predicted model, not a curated record